AUGGUUCAUGUCAACAUUCCGAAAAACUACACUGCCUCGCCGUCCUCUUUGGCGGGCACGCCUUCUCUGACCAUCAACCAUGAAGCUGCUCAGGACCUUGACUCGACCAAUGCCUUCGAAGGUCCCGAGAAGCUUUUGGAAGUGUGGUUUGCACCCUCUUCUACCGAACUAGGCGCCGCCGGCCCCGAGGGCCUCAAGAAGGUGCCGUGCGAGAUCUGGAAGGAUAUGCUGGAUUUGGUCAACUGCCAGGUCCUGUCAAUUGUCUCGUCGGAGGAUGUGGAUGCCUAUCUCCUGUCGGAAUCUAGCAUGUUCGUCUGGCCGCACAAGCUGAUCCUCAAGACUUGCGGAACUACAACCUUGCUGUCGGGUCUGCCACGUAUCUUGGAAAUUGCCACCUUGUUCGCAGGGUUCCCUCGGGCUACGGCCCCGCCCUCCCGUGGAAUUGCGGUGGCUGCGGCUCCUUAUCGGGUCUUCUACAGCCGCAAGAACUUCCUGUUCCCUGACCGCCAGCACGGUCCUCACCGCAGCUGGCGCGAUGAGGUCCAGUCCAUGGACCGACUGUUCGUCAACGGAAGCGCCUACAUGAUUGGCAAAAUGAAUGGCGAGCAUUGGUAUCUGUACCUCACCGAGCCUCACACGUUGCUUACGCCACCGGCCAGCCCCAAGGAUGAAGUCAAUUUCGCUGAGACCGAAACCAAGGUUCUCAACUUCCCAAAGGAGGUUCCGGGCGUGGACUGUGAUGAGUAUGACGAGACUCUUGAGGUCCUGAUGACUGACCUGGAAGAGGAGAAUGCGAAGCAGUUCUAUCUGGAAAAUGCCACCACCGUCGCCGAGAAACGCUAUCUCAACUACGACAAGGAUGAAGGUGUUGAGCACGUGGAUGUGUUCAGUAACACGUCGGAUCUUGAGGACUCGGACGGAGGACGCAUCUUGCCACCAGAGCUGACCACCGAGGGUCACGCUCUCGGUACUGUGGUCUCUGAAUCGUGUGGCCUCUCCGAUGUGUACCCCAAGAGCAAGUUCCCGGAUGCCCGCAUUGACGCGUACCUUUUCACACCCUGCGGCUUCUCUGCCAACGGUGUUGUGCCUGCUCCGGACAGUAAGGCUCCGACUCAUUACUUCACCGUGCACGUCACGCCGGAGCCACAGUGCUCGUACGCAUCUUUCGAGACCAAUGUUCCGCACUCGCAGAAUGGCCAAACCACCGCCGACAUUAUCAAGCAGGCUGUUGAAAUUUUCAAGCCCGGUCGCUUCAGCGUCACUCUGUUCGAGACUAAACCUGCGGUCGACGAGGUCGAAAAUGAGGCGCAUGCGCACAAUCAGUCUCUCCGCCGCAGUCCCAAAAUGGAGCAUGUCGAUGGCUACCGUCGCGUCGACCGCAUCGUUCAUGAUUUGAAUGGUUACGAUCUUGUGUUCCGCUACUACGAGCGCAACGACUGGAAAGGGGGGCACCGCGGAUCGGAGAGAAGUUCUAAUGCGACUCAGAGUUCUCCGUCGACUUGGAGCUUCUUUCUCGUUCCCGACCUUUCC
Penicillium alfredii is the source of this 1530-nucleotide messenger RNA. RefSeq names its product adenosylmethionine decarboxylase SPE2. The annotation marks the transcript as partial. The record is from RefSeq and is a predicted model, not a curated record. Lineage: Eukaryota; Fungi; Ascomycota; Eurotiomycetes; Eurotiales; Aspergillaceae. Gene Ontology annotation, biological process: spermine biosynthetic process; spermidine biosynthetic process. The transcript has 2 exons. Gene Ontology annotation, cellular component: cytosol. Gene Ontology annotation, molecular function: adenosylmethionine decarboxylase activity.